This is a messenger RNA of Fundulus heteroclitus (mummichog), 1164 nucleotides long. RefSeq names its product myelin-oligodendrocyte glycoprotein-like. The record is from RefSeq and is a predicted model, not a curated record. Bases 140 to 1105 code for a protein of 321 amino acids. The transcript has 7 exons. Lineage: Eukaryota; Metazoa; Chordata; Actinopteri; Cyprinodontiformes; Fundulidae.
CAGAGCUGCUGGUUUUAGGAAGUAAAGAGACGGUGAAGUGUUGUCAGAGAUUCAGGAGAGGAUUAUCUGCUGGGAGCCUUAGCUCCUCCAGGCUUUGAAAUGUUCUCUAAGGUGGUUCUGGUUGCUCUCUGAUGGAAAUAUGAAGAUCCUGCUGCUGUUUGGGUUCCUCCUGCACGUUUCCCAGCAUGCCCGAGCUGGAGUGGUGGAGGCUAUUGAGGGAAUGGAGUCUGUCUCCCUGCCCUGCAGUUACUAUAGUGGUGUCACUGAAGAGCCCUUACUUAAAUGGACCAGUGGUGAUUUCAUUCCCAACGCUGUCCACCUACGAAGAGGAGAACAGGAUGAUCUGAAAAAUCAAAACCAGCAUUUCAGAGGACGGACCUCAAUGGAACCGGAUGCUCUGGAGACCAGAGACUUCAGCCUGACUCUGAAGAAACCUAAUAUAUCUGACAAUGGAAACUACACCUGCAGCUUCUAUACUGGAAGAGAAGAGUUCAUCAUGACCACAAUUCAUCUGAAAGUCAAAGGUGAUCAGGAGGAGGUGAAGCUGACUGGAGGAGCAGAGUCUGUUGUCCUGCCCUGUAGAACAUCACUUAAACUGCAUGAGAAGACAUCAGUGCAUUGGACUCGUUCAGAACCAGAAUUCAACACGGUUCAUGUGUAUUCAAAUCAAAGCAAAGACCAAAAUAAACAGGACAGCCUUUACCGCGGCCGCACAAAGCUGAAUGAAGACCUGCUGAGAACUGGAGACCUGAGUCUGACCCUAAGUUACCCCACAGAGAGAGACGGUGGGACCUACAUCUGCACCGUCUACAGGGACGAGGACAUCCUCAGAUGGAAAGUGGUUCUGAAACAUGUCAGAGAAACAUUUCCAUCCUGGGCCACAGCUCUCCUGGUUCUACUGGUUCUGUUGAUCAUCUCUGCAGGUCUUUUAUAUCGUUUCCGGCACCGUUUCAUCUCAGGGGAAGAGGGGAUGGAGCGGAUGGCCUUAUUGCAGAAGCAACGUUUAGCAGAAGAUCUUUGUUGUCCGCCUCAAAGAGGGUGGCUGGAUCCUGACUCUGUUCAGAACAACUUGCUGCAGUUCAACCUAAACUUAAAUCUGGUCUGAAGGAGAAGUUCCAGUGUGUGUUUGAGGGGAUCGCUAAAGCAGGAAGUCCAACCCUUCUG